This is a messenger RNA of Penicillium verhagenii, 1368 nucleotides long. Its product is annotated as ammonium transporter. The transcript has 3 exons. Gene Ontology annotation, cellular component: plasma membrane. Gene Ontology annotation, molecular function: ammonium channel activity. Gene Ontology annotation, biological process: ammonium transmembrane transport. The coding region runs from base 1 to 1368 and encodes 455 amino acids. NCBI's taxonomy places the organism in Eukaryota, Fungi, Ascomycota, Eurotiomycetes, Eurotiales, Aspergillaceae. The record is from RefSeq and is a predicted model, not a curated record.
AUGAAUGCCCAAGUGCUAGUUGACUGGGAGAACUGUGACAAGACUGACACUCUCUUUGUUGUAAUCUGUAGUGUCAUUUGUUGGGGAAUCAUCCCAGCCGUCGGCCUCGGAUAUUCGGGGUACUCAACGCGCCAUAACUCUCUGGCAUCUUUCUUCCCCGCGUUGCUGGCGGUUAUCUGCGUGUCCCUCCAAUGGUAUAUUCUAGGCUAUUCGCUAGCUUAUGGAGAAGGCAAUGGGUUUAUCGGAGACUUGAAAUACGCUUUCCAUCGAGGGGUUCUUGCGCAGCCAGUUGGCACCAUUCCAGCUAUACUAUUCAGUGAAUUUCAACUUAUUUUUGCCGCCACUGUUGCCGCGAUUGCCAUUGGAGGUUCUUGUGAGAGAGGCAGACUGCUCCCCCUGAUCCCUUUUCUUUUCCUUUGGACCACCUUUGUAUACUGUCCUCUGGCACACAUGGUAUGGUCCGAGACUGGAUUCUUAAACCAAAUGGGCGUUCUCGACUUUGCCGGUGGUACCCCCGUGCACAUCUGCAGUGGUGCCACUGCAACCGCGAUUUCGGUCUACCUCUCACAUCCCAUUUUUCGCUCGCGAAAGUCAACUGUCCGGACACCAUCGCAUUUGAAGCUUCACAAACCACACAAUACCAUCUCCCAGCUCUUAUCUCUGGUCACUAUAUGGGGAUCAUGGCUUGCUUUUGAUGCUGGCACUACACUGAGUUUUAACUUCAAGUCUGUUCAUGCUCUUUGUGUUACGAACCUUUGUGCAGCUGCCGGGGCCUUGACAUGGAAUAUGAUCACGUAUUAUGAGAGCGGCAAGUUCUCCUUGGACUCGACUUUCCUUGGGGCAAUCUCAGGGUUGGUUAUGAUUACUCCCUCGGCUGGCUUCAUCAGCAUGACAUCGUCUCUUUUCUUCGGCAUUGUUGGAGCAUUGGUUUGUCGCCAGGCUCUGCGGAUUAAGUUCACUUCUUUGGCUCGCAGUCUCAAGUGGGUGGAUAACGGUGAUAGCUUUGCUACCCAUUGCGUCGGAGGGUUUGUGGGGACGAUUGCGACCGGUCUCUUUGCCAGUCGAGAAGUGGCUGCAUUUGAUGGAACGACCGAAAUUGCCGGUGGGGUGUUUAUCGAUGGCAACUUCCAUCAAGUUUUUAUCCAGAUCAUCGAAGCCACCAUUGGCUUUACCUGGGCAUUUGGAAUCUCUUAUUUGAUAUUUGCUGGCCUAGACUGUAUUCCCGGCCUUGAGGUUCUUGCCAUAGACGAUGAAAUUAUUGCUGGACUGGAUACUCUCCAAGUGGAAGAAUCACUCCAUAGUGCGCAAUGGAAAGAUGAAGAGGAUUAUUCCGCACUGGAAUCCGCGGGUGGUGUUUGCUUGGCAUGA